Messenger RNA from Boleophthalmus pectinirostris (great blue-spotted mudskipper), 2712 nucleotides. It is a transcript of the gene ticam1, whose product is annotated as TIR domain containing adaptor molecule 1. NCBI's taxonomy places the organism in Eukaryota, Metazoa, Chordata, Actinopteri, Gobiiformes, Gobiidae. Gene Ontology annotation, molecular function: protein kinase binding. Gene Ontology annotation, biological process: positive regulation of canonical NF-kappaB signal transduction; positive regulation of cytokine production involved in inflammatory response; response to exogenous dsRNA. The record is from RefSeq and is a predicted model, not a curated record. The transcript has 2 exons. Bases 317 to 1987 code for a protein of 556 amino acids.
CAUCGUGUGAGCUCACAGGGACCUGAACUGUCAGAGCACGGUUAACCAUAAACUAGACAAGAUCCAGACAUUUGUCAAAGCAACAGGCUUUCCGAAGCUGCUUUACAUCUCAUUACUAUAGCAUAAAUGUUUCAGUAAGGCCGUUUUAGUUUCACAAUGUUGACAAAAAGUUGGACUGUUUUUGAAGACACAUUUUCCUGGCUACUUCCUUGUUUCAACUGCCUGUCGUUGUAACAAGAAUGGACUGAGCACCUCCCUGUUCAAAGUUGGCAUACAAGACAUGUAAUGGCAUAGAGUUGUAGCAAGAGCCAUAAAGAUGAGUCAGCGGGAGAGUGGAGAUACAGGAACAGGAGUAAAAGAGGUGAUAGACUUACUAGCCAAGACACCUCCAGAAAGACUGCGCAGCCUAACUCACCACCUGGGCCCAUCCACAGAAGAAGAGAUUGUGCAUGCACUGUGCCUGUUCAUUCUGCAAAAAGAGGUGCAAGCUUUGGAUAAACUUCAAACGCAUGCAGAUAAUAUCCUCGCUAAACAUCUGUCUGAGAAAUGGCAACGAAGUGCAAGACAGUUUGAAAUCUUUAGAGUCCAUUGUGAUAAUUUCCAAGAAUCAGAAUCUUUGGCAACACUGGCACGAAUUUUUAAAGUUUUAACUCAGCAUGGAUUGUGUGAUAGGAACGUUCUAAUUUUGGCUUAUACAAGAGCACUCCCAAAUGAAUCAAGCGACUCAGAUGUUUUGCAAUACAACCUGUUCAUGGAAGAAGCUAAGCAAGUGUGCGGACCUGAAUUUGUUGAAUUUUUGAGUUCUUUUAACAAUUUAAAAUUAUCGUCUGGCUUCCAUAGCAAAUCAUAUGUGCGGAAUAAUUCUGCAACAACAGGUUCAGCUCAGGCAUAUGCAAGAAGCAAUGCACCAUCAUCACUUCAUUCUUCCUAUCGUUCUUAUCCAUCUCAUCUAGAGAUUAGUGAGGCUCCCACAGUUAGCGUCAACAAUGCUAAACCUAUAACACCAACCAGUUUAGCUUCUGUCCCUGGAAAACCUAUGCAACCCGGACAAACUGAAAGUCAUAUUAUUGUGAACCCAAGUUGUAGGGUGCAUGGAAAAAAUCUGAAUUUCACGAACCCACAACCACCAGCUGAUCCAACAAGUAGACCUAUUCCAAAGGGGUCAUUGCCGCCAUCAUCAGUAGCAGCAGCAGCAGAAGAAAAAGAAGAGACAGAACAAGAAGAAGAAGAGGAAGAAGAAGAAGAAGUGAGGUUUUAUUCUUUUGCCAUUUUGCAUGCGCAACAAGAUGCAGAAUUGGCUGAGGCAUUGAAAGAGAAGCUUGAGGGUAUUAUUGAAAGUGAAGGUGCAACUUAUACUGAGGAAUUUGCUGUGGUUGGAAAAGCUGUGCUCAGGUGUGUGGAGGACGCCAUUAACAACUCUGCUUUCACCCUCCUUCUCCUCACCACCAACUUCAACCGAUUUCUGGAAUUGAAAACUGACUCUGCACUGGUUAACUCCAUUUUGAAUCCUCCAAAAUACAACACUGUGAUACCACUCCUGCCACAAAGCAACGCCAUGCCCAGAGAGGACAUCCCCAUGGUCCUGAAAACCUUAGUCUCACUGGAUGAAAAGAAGAACUUUGAGAGGAAAGUAAAACAAGCAAUGACCCCUGCAAGGAUAAAACGCCAAAAGGUGGAAUGGAAGAAAGUGCAGGACAUGAAAAGUCUCAAGAAAAAACAGGAGAAGUUGAAACGCUCCAAUCAGCAACAACAAAAGGAGAAUGAGGAGCUAAGGAACAUGCAUGUUCUGGAGCAAGAGAGACGAAUGCUUUUGAAUGAGAGGUAUCACUUUGUCCAAGAACAGACGGUAGGGCCUGAUAGGAUACAGCUGUGGCAACAACAACAGCCAAACAUCAACAUUGCAAAUGCACAGUAUAUCAUUAUUGGGGACCACUCUCAAAUGGCAGUGGACCUGAGCAGAGAGACUGGAGACACGGACCAGAAAUGAACUAGGUCCAGAGAAUGAAAGAAAAAAUGCUACAUCACUGAUUUAUGAUAUGUCUGAGCAAUGUGUUUAUUUUAGUAGUUGAGUUCAAUGAGAGAACAGCAACAAUAUUUCAAGGGCACUAUGAAACAUUUCUGGUGGCAGGCAGGUCUGUGUCCAUGGAAAUGUACCUGCUUUGCCUGAAAUGUUCCAUGGAAUGGCAUUAAAAUGAUCUUCAUUAAAACAAGCAGCUGACACCACCAGGCCAAGUAACAGGUCAGGUGUGUAGAGAGACUCGCUGUAAGAUAUUGAUUUUUGUUUUUGUUUUUUUAGUUUUUGACUUCAGUUUUUUUCAUUAAGCAAUGCAAAAUAGGAUAAGUAGACUAAUGGGUAGAAAACGCCAGAAAAGUAAAGUUAAUAUAGACAAUAGGUGAUAAUUAAAAAUAGCCUAUUGAACAAAAACGCAAAUGGAAUUAGUUAUGGUGUGUCUAACCCAAAAAGCUGCUAUUACAAUACUAAAUGCACUUAUUUAUAUCGUAAUUCAUUGAUGUAGCUCUGUUUGCUUAUAACACUACAUUUUUCACUGAUUUUUAAAAAAAAAAUCUCAUGUUGAAGUGCUGCCAUCUACUGACGCUUAUGGAAUCUAUUUUACACUUUGACUGCAUCAGCCUGCUUUUACCACUAGAGGGUGCUGUUGAUAUGCGCUUUUGUUCACUUAGCUCAUGACAAAUUAAAUGAUUUAUACCUCA